Paramacrobiotus metropolitanus is the source of this 2334-nucleotide messenger RNA. RefSeq lists its product as uncharacterized. NCBI's taxonomy places the organism in Eukaryota, Metazoa, Tardigrada, Eutardigrada, Parachela, Macrobiotidae. The record is from RefSeq and is a predicted model, not a curated record. Bases 307 to 2334 code for a protein of 675 amino acids. The transcript has 3 exons.
UGGUUUUCUGAAAAGUUUCAUCGCAAACUUAAAUUCACUGCAUUAUUAUGUAUUUUGAAGUUGGAUCUCAUCACUCUUUCAAUCUUUCUCUUCUCACGAUUGUGUGAGAUUUACAGUAGUUUUCCGUUUAUCACGCACGGCGACUGGCGUCUGGCGGCACAUUUGUUUAUCGGGAUCGUGUUGACUGCCACUGUUCCCUUGCACUGGCUUUCGAGCGGAACGAAGAAAUUUCCGUCCUCUCGCGCUGUUUGAUUCCAUUGCAUCAUUUAUAUGGUUAACCCUGCAUUCUACCGAUAACAUCGCAGAAUGGCGGACGGCGAUGUGUGUUGCGUGUUGCAGUGUCCCUUGUCAGAGCCAUCGCGUUCGAUGCGCAGCGUGUGUUUCUUCGCUUUCCCGCAUCCGAGCGACCCGCGCUAUCCCGUCUGGAUUGAACGCACUCUCCGUCCAAAAGGCUGGACUCCUUCCGCAGCUAGUACGAUCUGCAGCCGACACUUUUGCUCCGCGGAUAUCCUCACCGUGCCGUCAGCCGAGGACUGCGAGAAGACGGAGAGACGUCUCAAACACGAUGCGCUGCCGAGUCUCUUCGAAGGCAUCCCGCGCAGCUUGCAACCGCCCGUGGGGUCUGUUCCGCGACCAGACAGCCCGGAAAUCGGCGCUUCGAGUGUCUUGAAGAUGCAUCGCCCAGUCGAAUCCGUUCCUCGUCCAGACAGCCCAGAAAUCGCUGUUGCCAGUUCGAAGAAGCGCAGCGCGGACAGCUGUUUGUCGACUUUGGAACUUCCGCCCACGAAGGCAGCUCGUGUUGAUAAGGAAACAAUCGAACGCUGCACAGCCAGCCCAAAGGCUACACCGCGCAUGGCUGAAGCGUGUGUUGCUCCACUUGCAUCGCCUGCACCGAUGUUGUACUUUCCGUCUCCCGAUAUCCUUUUUCGACCUCAAUCGAGCGACCAAGCGGUUGCUGCCAAACCUCUCCCGCUGCCGCCUCAAUCUGCUGCGGUUGCUCCUUCCUCUAACUCCGCGAACGAACUUGAGCGCGGCGUUAAGGUUGCCUUGGUUUCUCCAUGUUCCUCGGCGAAACCGGCGAGCGCUGUCGUGGAUGCGGAUACUGUGCAAAUUUGCUGCGUUCCUGGUUGCCUGAUUACAUCGCGGAACGCUUCCGGAACCGUCCUGUUUCCCUUUCUGCUGCCUGAUCACGAGCUGUACGACACCUGGGUCAAGCAAAUCCGCUGCACGGCGUUCUGGCAGCCGCAGCCGCCCUCCUACAUCUGCAGCCAGCAUUUCCACCGCUCCGAUUGGGAAGUCUGCAGAAUUAGUGGAAAUAUCAGAAAAGCGCCGUUAACAACCUUGAGGGAUGGUGUUGUGCCGUUUCGAUCCGCCUGUAUUGCUGCAUUCCACUUUUCCGGAGUACGCGACGGAGAGGCUGCGAAAGCGCAGACGAAGGUCUGCGACGUGCGGACCUGUCUUGCGUGUGGUGCUAAACGGAAUGGCUGGACAAAGCCGUCGGAAAUACUCAUGUUCUACCCUUUCCCGAAGGAUAUCCAUCUCAGGUCGAAGUGGAUCAACUGUCUGCCGGAUCUGACCCGACACCAGAUGGAUACGGAGCAGUCGCUGGUGUGCCAGAACCAUUUUGAUGCGGAGGACUUUGAGCUGGGCUCGGGUUGUGGGAUAUUAAAGGCCAGUGCAGUUCCAAAGCGCAGGCCGCGUUUUGGCACCAGAUCUAGACGCAAAAAAGGGGAAGGGAAAGUGGGAAAAAAGAGCGAGGUUUGCUGUGUGCCGGGAUGCCGCAUACCUCCCGAGGAGCUGGGCUCGGGUAGGAUAACGUACACGCGUUUUCCCGUGGAUGAGGCGCGUCGGGAUAAAUGGAUAAGCUGCAUGCAGUGUGCAGUUUCCUGGGCGCCAUGUCGAGGAGACGAUAUGGUGUGCAGCCGGCACUUCACCACUCGAGAUUUCCCACAAAGUGUAGCGAAAAUAAGGCGCCUCGCCUCAUCCGGUCUAAAGCAGAGUGCCGUUCCAUCACAGCUGGAAUGUGUGGAAAAAUUCCGAACCCCAAUUAAUCCAACAAUUCCCCUUGAUGAAAUACAGUGCUGCUGUAUAUGCGGUUGGUGGCGGUCGACAGAACUAUGUAAACGGUCGGAAAGGCUGACAUUUUUUCCCUUCCCCAAACUGACUGUGCAGUGGAAGCUUUGGAUUGCGGCUUGCCGAGAAUUGAAUCCCGAGUUUGUGUUCUCUUUUGGGUUGCUGGUGUGUGAAAAUCACUUUAAACCAGAGGAUUGGAGGUGGCAGACAUGGAACACGUCUAAACUGAUUUUAAAGCCCACUGCGGUGCCCCUCCAUUAA